This is a messenger RNA of Agrilus planipennis (emerald ash borer), 704 nucleotides long. RefSeq lists its product as uncharacterized. The transcript is spliced from 5 exons. The record is from RefSeq and is a predicted model, not a curated record. The coding region runs from base 50 to 550 and encodes 166 amino acids. NCBI's taxonomy places the organism in Eukaryota, Metazoa, Arthropoda, Insecta, Coleoptera, Buprestidae.
UUGACAAUUAGCUAUUAAAAAAUUACGAUCAUGUCAGUAAAAUGUGGUAAUGUCAAAGAAAUCUAGUUUUUUAGAAAAAUGUUGCGUACCAUUAUCACCAAUAUCCACUCCUUCUUUCAUAGAUUCAGGAAGUGAAAUCAGUAUCCCAUUUUCAUUCAGAUCACCAAAACAUAGUGCUGAAAAUAAUGGAGAAUUAAUCUUGAAACCAGAACGAAAGAAAUCCGUUGAAUAUAAAGAAUGCAAGAGAAGCAGAAAUAGUCACGAAUCAUUAAAAACUCUUUCUUCAAAAAUGUUCACCCAAAAUUGUAAAAACACAAUACACCACAGUCUUCCAUGUCUUCCUGACGAUAGCAGCUGCUCUUACCGCAUUAACUAUUGGUUGAACAAGGGUUCCGCUUCUUUACGAAGUAGUUCUGAAAUUCCUAGCCAGAAAUUGCAUCAAAAAGAGAGUGGUCGUCUUCCAGCAUCCACAAAAUUUCUUGACUGUUUGCUAAUGUGUCUUUGGAAAUGUACCCCCGGAUGUCAAGAAGUUAGCACAACCGAAUUUUGAGAAAAUAUGUAGGCACCCUUAACAACAAAAAGUUUUAUUUUAUUUGUACAUACAUCUACCAUUUUCUAAAAAAUAUUCUUUUGAAUUAUUUACUUAAUUACUAUAUUGUUAUCAUUUUAUCUAAAAUAUAGCAGAUAAUAUGCGCGAUAAUUAA